AAACUCACCUUUUCCCUCUUGCUCCUUCGGCUGUGUCUCCUAUCUCAGCUCCUCCACGUCUUUAAGGAUGCCGGAAGGUCCAGAAUUGUUUCUAAACAGCCGGUACAUCAACGAGGAGUGCGGGGGUCUCGUUUUCUCGGGUAAAGUGGAGAAGUCGGAAGUGAGCAAGAAUCCGGAAGUGCCCUUUGAGAGUGACAGGUACCGGAUCUCGGCCGUGUCGAGGGGCAAGGAGCUGAAGCUCACCCUCACGCCUCUCAAACAGGAGGGCCCUGCUCCGUCCAAAAGGCGGGUCUCUGCAGCCCAACGUAAGCAGGCAGCUCAAGGGCCAAUGGAUCUCGUCUUCCGUUUUGGUAUGUCCGGCAACUUCAAAUUUGUCCCCGUGUCCGAGAUGCCAAAGCAUGCGCACCUGCGCUUCUACACCCGAGGAAGCCCACCCCGCGCCCUCUGCUUCGUGGACUUCCGCCGAUUUGGCCGGUGGGAGGUGAGCGGUUCCUGGCAGGUGGACCGAGGGCCCUGUGUGAUGCUGGAGUAUGAGAAGUUCAGGGAGAAUGUGCUGAGGAACCUCUCGGACAAGGCUUUUGACAAGCCCAUCUGUGAGGCUCUGCUAAACCAGAAGUUUUUCAACGGUGUUGGCAAUUACCUCCGGGCUGAGAUUCUCUACAGGUUGAAAAUCUCUCCCUUUGAGAAGGCACGGACUAUUCUGGAGGACCUGAAGCCCCAGGAACAGGCAUCUGGACUAACCUCUAGGGAAAAGGUGAAGCUGAAACGGGAAAACCCCGACUUGCUGGAGCUCUGUCACCUGGUGCCCUUGGAGGUUGUGAAUCUGGGUGGCAAAGGUUAUGAUCCCGUCAGGACGUCUGAUUACACCAUCUUCCAGAAGUGGACUCAGUGCUAUUUCGUUCCAGGCAUGCAGACCCUGCGCGAUGCCAACGGCAGGACCAUCUGGUUCCAGGGCAAUCCUGGACCGAUGGCCCCAAAAGGAGGAAAGCCACGCAAGAGACAGUUGCAGGUAAAACCCGAUCCUGAUACCUCAAGCUCCAAGGUCAAAAAACUGGAGACUAGCAGUUCUGCGACCAGUAUUCCUCGGAAAGAUGUUGUGGGAACAAGGAAGUCUGGAAGGAAGAAAGGGAACAGAAUUGUCCCCCAAACAGAGGACCACACCAUGGUUAAGGAAGCCAAGUUACCAAACACCAGAACUCGGAGAAAGGUUUCUGCCUUGCAGCAAUCUCCGGCACCAGAUUCUGCGGCUGAAUCCCAGAAGAGGCGAGCGUCAACCCGGAAAACCAGAGGUAAGAAGAGAUGUGAUCUGGCUUCAGGGGUCCUUAGGUGGCUUUAUAGAGCAAAUGAAACUCAGCCACAGCAGAGAUGGGGAACCUGCGGCAUAGAUCUGUGGUUACCAAAGGGGGGGGUUCAGGCCACGGUCUCAGCCCUGAUUCCAAACAGCGAGUAG
Molecule: messenger RNA, 1450 nt
Organism: Lacerta agilis (Sand lizard)
Lineage: Eukaryota; Metazoa; Chordata; Lepidosauria; Squamata; Lacertidae
Gene: NEIL1
Product: nei like DNA glycosylase 1
Exons: 9
Coding region: 68-1450 (460 amino acids)
Biological process (GO): base-excision repair
Cellular component (GO): nucleus
Molecular function (GO): DNA-(apurinic or apyrimidinic site) endonuclease activity; zinc ion binding; damaged DNA binding
Source: RefSeq, a predicted model, not a curated record